AUGGAAGAGCAAAGCUUGAUUAGAAUCCCACCGUUCCAAUACGUUCACAUCCUCGACUGUAAUACCAACAUUACAAGAGUAACAGAAGGUCCUCUCACUUACGUCUUGAAAGAUCACGAACGAAUUGGCCUUGGUGGAAAGAUUAUGAAAAUGAUCCAAAUUCCUCCCAGAAACUACUGUAUAAUCAGAAACCCAGUUAUCAAGGACGAGCAUAGAAGAGUUUCUUUUGACGACAACGGAAUGAUAAUUAAAAUAUGGCGUCUCAGUCAGGGCAUGGUCUGGAGGCUAUGCAGCUAGGAGGACAUAUUUUAAUUAUAUCCGACAAGGAUUUGCCAAUUCAGAAAUGAAGAGCAAUGCUGGUUAAACAAUUAUGGUAAUGCUCAGAGUCUAGCUCUAGCCCGCUUUCAGGUUGGAUUUUAGUUCGAGAGGAGGGUGAGGAGUUACUUUAAUGUGGUGGGAAAUCCGACCCCACCGACUCGCCCUUAUGGGCGAGUUUUAUUAAAGUUGUAGAGAAGGGAGGGUUCAGAGUUGGAAAAAGAGGGAGCUCAAUAAAGUCUACAGGCAAUGCCUAGACUAUUAGGGCAACUCUCUAGCGUGAAACUGAGAGUUAUGCCUCUGGCUUUGAAUUAUUCCUUUUAUCAAUAGUCCACCAGAAAUUCCAUUUUUUGAGAUUUUUUGUGCGUUCAGCCUUUGUUUAACUCAUGCAACAUGCCGCAGAAGUCCAUAGCCUUCCACGCAACGCUGGAGCUAACAAGGUAAGGAGGAGACGGAGAUACAUAACCCUACUUCACAUAUCGCCAUGGCGUCAGGAAGCGAAGAAGAGGAAAUGUGGUGCUUGAGCCGAUUCUCGCCCAGUUAGUCAUCUAACUCGGCAAAGUUCUCCCUGUAGACAUGAGAAAGAAAGUGAAUCCCCUAUUGGGAUCCUUGGUGACUGCGUUAAAAAUACGCAGUAGUCAAGCCUAUAAUCAGUUUAAGACGACAAUGGAAUGGCAAGAGUUAAGCAUGGAGACCGUGAAGUCCGCACAUCAGAAACCCACCCUGAGCCUUUUCCACUUUAUCCAUGGGAAGAAAUAGAACAAGACAUCCAAAAAAUCCCUGUAAUUCAGCCAAACUGCGCUUAUAAAUUAAGGGCUACAAGAGAUUUCAUCGACAGCACUGGAGAAAGACGUUCUGCAGGUGAUGAAUGGCUUCAUUAUGGGCCUGGAACCUAUGUUCCUAAGAUUGAAUGUGACAUUGUUGAGCAAGUCAAGUCUUUGACUAUCAAGCCAAACGCAGCACUCAAAAUUAGAGCUAAAAGAUCUACAGUUGAUAAGUACGGGAACACCAGAGAAGCAGGUGAAGAAUGGCUUAUCAGAGAAACUGGAGAUUAUCUGCCAGGUGUCAAUGAAGACGUCGUUGAAGAAGUCAAAGCAAUUGUAUUGACUGAAAAGAAAGGACUUCAGCUAAGGGCUAUAAGAAACUUCACUGAUGUGUAUGGAGUCAAAAGAUUGGCCGGAGAAGAAUGGUUGGUGACUCAAAAAGAAACCGACACUCACAUCCCUGACGUCAACGAAGUCGUUGUAGGAACCGUCAACUCUAUUGUCCUCAAUAACAGACAAUACUGUUACAUCCUCGACCCUGUCGAAAACGGGAAAAACCAGUUCGGUAAAAAAGUUUUAAGAAAAGGAGAAUGCACCUUCUUCCUCAAGCCUUUUGAAAGUUUAGAAAAAGGGAUCCAAGACGUCUACGUCCUUGCAGACGACGAAGCUCUGCUUCUCAAAGCUAGAGAAAACUUCAAAGACUCAGAAGGCGACGACCAUUUGGCAGGCGAAAGGUGGAUGAUUUAUGGCCCAAGAGACUAUAUUCCUCCAAUUGAAGUAGAAGUCCUAGAAAGAAGAAAAGCUAUUCCCCUCGACAAAAAUGAAGGUAUUUAUGUCAGAGAUAACAGAACUGGAGAAGUCAAAGCAGUAAGUGGAGAAAGCUACAUGCUUAAACCGCAUGAAGCCUUGUGGGAUAUGGAGCUCUCACCUGAAGUCGAAGAUCUAGUUGCCAGACAAAUCACAGGAGAAACCUUCCAAAUCGCGAAAAAAGAAGGAGACAAGCAAGUCUACGUGUCGACUGGAAAGCCUUAUAAGAGAGAUAAAACCAGAGUAGUCGCAUUUAGAGUCCCAAGUAAUUCAGCUGUGCAGGUAUACGAUUUCAAGAAAAAGACAAGCAGAGUCGUUUUUGGGCCUGAUAGAAUUAUGCUUCAGCCUGACGAGCAGUUUACCGUUCUAAACCUGUCAGGAGGAGUUCCUAAGAAAGAAGGGCUUAUUAAAAAUAUUGCACUUAUGCUUGGCCCUGACUUUAUGACUGACAUUGUCAUCGUAGAAACCAGCGAUCACGCCAGUCUUGCUAUGACGCUUUCUUAUAACUGGUUUUUCGACGUCGAUAAAAACAACGCAGAAGAAUGCAAUAAGAUUUUCAUGGUCCGCGACUUUGUAGGUGACGCUUGCAAAACAAUUGCUAGCAGAGUCAGAGGGGCAGUUUCUUCUUAUACUUUUGAAGAUUUUCAUCAAAGAUCAGCUGAUAUUAUCAAAUCUAGCGUUUUUGGAAGAAAAGGAGACGCUGUCAAAUCUGAAAUAAGAUUUUCAGCAAAUAAUUUGGUCGUGACCAAUGUCGAUAUUCAAAGUGUUGAACCUACUGAUGAUAAAACUAAAGCAAGUCUUAAGAAAUCAGUCAAUCAAGCUAUAGAAAUUACAACUGAGUCAAGCAAAGCAAGAGCUCAGCAUGAAGCAGCCAAGGCUGAGCAGCACUCGAAAGGCCGCUUAGAUCUUCAGAAGGUUCAAGACGAAAUUGAAGCUGAAAUGGAACAAACCAAACUUAUAGAGCUGAAGGUGAAAAACAGCGAAGUCCAAUUAAUCGGGAAAUCCACUGGUGAAGCACUUGCAGAAGCCAAGGCAAGAAAAAUCCAAAAUGAAAGCAAUGUGGAGAUGACAACUUUGAUUGAAGAAGCAAAGAAAAUUGAAAAUGAGACUGAGCUGUCACUUCUGAAAGAAAAACAAGCUGCUGAUGUCGCCCAUCAAAAUGCGCUAGAUGAAUUGGAAAUUAAUAAGGCAAAAGAAUUAGCAGCAAUUGAAACUCAGAAAUUCCAAGAAAUUGUGGAUGCAAUUGGAAAGGAAACUAUUGUGGCGAUGGCUAAAGCUGGGCCUGAACUUCAAGCGAAGCUUCUUAAGGGACUUGGACUUAAAGGAUUUAUGCUGAUGAACUCAAAGAACCCUAUUAAUCUUUUCUCAACAGCAAAUGGCUUCGUUCAAAACCCUUAA
Messenger RNA from Blepharisma stoltei, 3284 nucleotides. The record is from the annotation of a GenBank genome assembly. Lineage: Eukaryota; Ciliophora; Heterotrichea; Heterotrichida; Blepharismidae.